GCUGCCCGGCGCAGGUGAAGGCGGGGCGGAGUCGCUUUCAGUGUCGGGCAUUGUGGGAAGGCGGGAUGGGCGGCGGGGAGCGCACCUGGCACUGAGGGGGGGGAGCCGGGGCGAGCCGCCCGGAGCAGGGACCAUGAUACGCUUUAUACUGCUGUUCAGCCGACAAGGGAAAUUAAGACUUCAGAAGUGGUACAUAACGUUACCUGACAAAGAGAGGAAAAAGAUCACACGGGAAAUUGUUCAGAUUAUUCUGGCUCGCAGUCAAAAGAUGAGCAGUUUUGUCAACUGGAAAGACCUAAAGCUAGUUUACAAAAGGUAUGCUAGUUUAUAUUUUUGCUGUGCAACAGAAGACCAGGAUAAUGAGCUGCUGACACUGGAGGUUGUUCAUCGUUAUGUAGAACUACUGGACAGGUAUUUUGGAAAUGUGUGCGAGCUGGAUAUUAUCUUUAAUUUUGAAAAGGCUUAUUUUAUUCUUGAUGAGUUUAUAAUGGGUGGAGAAAUACAAGAAACAUCAAAGAAAUCAGCAGUGAAAGCCAUAGAAGAUUCUGAUAUGUUACAAGAGUUGCAUUUCAGGCUUGUCUCAGCUGAUGGUCAGAGUCCUUCAACUUUCUCCCUAUGGGUGGCCAGUCCAAGGAAGAGGAGAGCAGGAUACAACUUCAGAAACAUAGAUGUUCCCUGCAGACAAAUGCAAAAUCACAGAAGCAUCUUGUUUCACACACGUCUUCUCGUAUGUGAUGAACAGUGGCAGCAUUCAAGGUCUCCUAAUCCAGAAGUACUGGACAGCAGCUAAUAUGGUAAACAAGUUGACUGCAAGCUGCUGGAUGUUCGGCACGAUCGCUUUCCUGAUAAAUCUCAGCUCCCCUGGCAGAUCUCAAGAGAGGCUGCAACUGCAACACAGCCACAAAGUAAUAGGAUCAGCUCUCUAAAAUGCGAUGCACAGUAUUCACUUCUGUUCCAUACACACUUCUUUUAAAGGGGAAUAAAGGACAGGGAACUAAAACUGUCAUCCAUCACUGUUUGACUAGCUUCUUGCAGCAGCUAUUAAUAUAAUUUUGCAAAUCAAAAUGUUUUGGUAUUUAGCUAAAAUGGAAAGAUACAUCCAGCUGG
Messenger RNA from Chelonia mydas (Green sea turtle), 1107 nucleotides. It is a transcript of the gene AP1S3, whose product is annotated as adaptor related protein complex 1 subunit sigma 3. Gene Ontology annotation, biological process: intracellular protein transport; vesicle-mediated transport. Lineage: Eukaryota; Metazoa; Chordata; Testudines; Cheloniidae. Gene Ontology annotation, cellular component: intracellular membrane-bounded organelle; AP-1 adaptor complex; membrane coat. Gene Ontology annotation, molecular function: clathrin-cargo adaptor activity. The transcript has 6 exons. The record is from RefSeq and is a predicted model, not a curated record. The coding region runs from base 134 to 790 and encodes 218 amino acids.